AUGGCUGACAACGCUCCUGCCCUCCGUCUGGGCUCCAUUGCCCCCAACUUCAAAGCUCUUACUACCCAGGGCGAGAUUGACUUCCACGAGUUCAUCGGUGAUAGCUGGACCAUUCUCUUCUCACACCCGGCCGAUUUCACACCGGUAUGCACCACCGAGUUGGGUGCAUUCGCCCGCCUGCAGGGUGAAUUCGAUCAGCGCGGAAGUGCCAAUGACCUCAGCUCCCACGACGAUUGGAUUAAGGACAUCAAUGAAGUCAACUCCACUCAGGUCAAGUUCCCAAUCAUUGCCGAUGCCGACCGCAAAGUCGCUUUCCUGUACCAGAUGAUCGACCAACUCGAUUUGGAAAAUGUCGACAGCAAGGGAAUCGCCUUCACCAUCCGCUCCGUCUUCAUCAUCGACCCUAACAAGAAGAUCCGCCUUAUCAUGGCCUACCCUGCUUCCACCGGCCGUAACACCGCUGAAGUUUUGCGUGUGAUCGACUCUUUGCAGACUGGUGAUAAGAAGGGUGUAACCACACCCGUUAACUGGCUGCCUAAUGACGAUGUUAUUAUCCCUCCUACCGUCAGCACCGAGGAUGCCAAGAAGAAGUUCGGCGAGAUUCGUGAAGUGAAGCCUUACCUUCGGUUCACUACUCUCAAGGAGUAA
Penicillium griseofulvum is the source of this 648-nucleotide messenger RNA. Its product is annotated as peroxiredoxin. Gene Ontology annotation, molecular function: thioredoxin peroxidase activity. Gene Ontology annotation, cellular component: cytosol; mitochondrion. Lineage: Eukaryota; Fungi; Ascomycota; Eurotiomycetes; Eurotiales; Aspergillaceae. The record is from RefSeq and is a predicted model, not a curated record. The coding region runs from base 1 to 648 and encodes 215 amino acids. The transcript is spliced from 6 exons. Gene Ontology annotation, biological process: cellular oxidant detoxification; cellular response to oxidative stress; cell redox homeostasis.